AAAGAGCAUGAGGUCAGACAGAUAGACAGAGCAUCCUGGAGAGGAAGAGGACAGGACAGACCAAUCAAAUGCAGUGACAUCUUUAAACCCUUACCUGUAGGCCUAUAUCCACGGGUAGUAUUGACAAAGGGAGUGGCAGGCAUUGGAAAAACCGUGUCUGUGCAGAAGUUCAUUCUGGACUGGACUGAAGGAGAAACCAAUCAGGACAUUAAUUUCAUUUUUCCUCUUCCUUUCCGAGAGCUGAACCUGAUGAAGGAUACAAAACUCAGUCUGGUGGAGCUUAUUCAACGCUUUUUCACACAAAUGAAAGAUCUGAAAGUGCUCUCCAGUUCUGAGACCAAAACUCUGUUCAUCUUCGAUGGUCUGGAUGAGUGCAGACUGCCUCUCGAUUUCCGCUCCAACCCGAGGUGUUGUGAAGUGACAGAGCCAGCCUCAGUAGAUGUACUUCUGACCAACCUCAUCAUUGGGAACUUACUUCCCUCUGCUCUCGUCUGGAUCACCACCCGACCAGCAGCAGCUGGUCAGAUCCCUGCUGAGUGUGUGGACCAGGUGACAGAAAUUAGGGGGUUCAACGACCCACAAAAAGAUGACUACUUCAAGAAGAGAAUCAGUGAUGAGAACCUGGCCAUGCGAGUCAUCAACCACCUGAAGUUAUCCAGAAGCCUUUACAUCAUGUGCCACAUUCCAGUUUUCGCCUGGAUUUUGGCCACUGUUGCAGAGAAAACAUCAGAGAGAGGAGAAAUGCCAAGGACUCUCACUCAGAUGUACACUCACUUCCUGAACAUUCAGACUUGCAUCAAGAAAGAGAAAUACACAGAGAGAAGAGAGACAGAUGAAGAGAUGGUUUUGAAACUGGGGAAACUGGCUUUCCAACAGCUGGAGAAGGGCAAUCUGAUCUUCUAUGAGGAAGACCUGAGGGAGAGUGGCAUUGAUGUCACAGAAGCAUCUCUGUACUCAGGAGUGUGUACACAGAUCUUCAGAGUGGAGGCGGGGCUGUGCCAUGGGAGAGUGUUCAGCUUUGUGCAUCUGACCAUCCAGGAAUUCCUUGCAGCAUUAUAUGUGUUCCUCUGCUUCUGCAACAGUGCCAGAAAUGAACCACACCAAAGUGAACCCUCUCAGCUCUCCGCUCUGUUCAGAGCUGCAACACUUGAAGACCUACACAAGACUGCAGUGGAUCUGGCCUUGCAGAGUGAGAACGGACACCUGGACCUUUUCCUCCGCUUCCUCCUUGGCCUCUCACUGGAGUCCAAUCAGAAGCUCUUAAGACACUUACUGCCACAGACCAAUAGCCAACCACAGAGCUUAGAGCAAACAGUGCAGUAUGUCAAGAAUAAGAUCAGACAUGAGUCAGAGUCUGAGUCAGAGUCUAAUAGAAAGAUCAACCUGUUCUACUGCCUGAAUGAGCUUAAUCAGCAUGCAGUAGUGGAGCACAUUGACAGGAGCUCAGGAGAGCUGACUGUAGAGAUGCUCUUACCAGGCAGGUGGAAGACUAGUGAGUUUAGGUUUGAGUUAUCAGAAGAGCAGCUGGAUGGGUUUGACCUGCAGAAGUACAUAAAGACACCAGAAGAGGAUCUGACUGACCUCCUCAGCCCAGAUGACGUCCUCAAGAAGCUGGUGCCAGCAGUGUCAUCAGCACUGCUGCGGAAGUGUUCCCUCACAGAUAAGAGUUGUGCAGCAAUAUCAGCUGCUGCCAGAUCAACCCCCUGCUGUUUGAAGACUCUUGCCCUCUCUUGGAAUAGUAUUCAUGACACAGGAGUUCAGCAUCUCUCAGAACUCCUCAAGGAUCCUCAAUGCAAACUGGAGACACUAGAGUGA
Messenger RNA from Engraulis encrasicolus (European anchovy), 1815 nucleotides. Its product is annotated as protein NLRC3-like. The record is from RefSeq and is a predicted model, not a curated record. The annotation marks the transcript as partial. Lineage: Eukaryota; Metazoa; Chordata; Actinopteri; Clupeiformes; Engraulidae. The transcript has 2 exons. Gene Ontology annotation, biological process: intracellular signal transduction.